AUGAAAGGUCUCAAUUUUCAUGGCGUCAUUGAGUUUUGCCGCGUUUUAACACACCAGCCGCACCUUCUUCUGCCCCAACUCGCUGUGAAAGAUGUGACGCAAGUGCCGUUUCAGACGCUUCGAGACCGAGGGUUUCGUGGCGUGAUUUUUGACAAAGACAAUACGUUGACGGCGCCGCACGAGUUGCACAUUGCGGGGCAUCUCAAGUCCUCUGUAGCUGAUUGUCGACGAGUUUUUGGAGACGCGAGUGUUGUGAUUUUCUCCAACUCGGCUGGGUCAUCGGAUGACCAGGACGGAGAGGAAGCCAAGGAAAUUGAAGCAAGGCUGCAUGUUGCUGUGCUGCGUCAUAAUGAAAAGAAACCCGGAGGCAUUGCGUUUGUGAAAAAACACUUUGGUGACGUCGAUCCAGCGACACUGGUGAUGAUUGGCGACCGGUACUCGACGGACGUGCUGUUUGGCAACCUUCAUGGCCUUUUGACGAUUCGGACAGAGCAAUUUACACUGGAGAGUGAGAGUGUUGUAAACAGACAGCUGCAACGCGUCGAAAAAGCAGCUGUGCGCGUGCUGGUGCGUGCUGGAGUCAAGCCGCGCACACAUCCACUGUGGCAAUGA
This is a messenger RNA of Peronospora matthiolae, 612 nucleotides long. Lineage: Eukaryota; Oomycota; Peronosporomycetes; Peronosporales; Peronosporaceae. The record is from the annotation of a GenBank genome assembly.